This is a messenger RNA of Paramormyrops kingsleyae, 1732 nucleotides long. RefSeq names its product heat shock protein 14 (gene hspa14). Gene Ontology annotation, molecular function: ATP-dependent protein folding chaperone; ATP binding. The record is from RefSeq and is a predicted model, not a curated record. NCBI's taxonomy places the organism in Eukaryota, Metazoa, Chordata, Actinopteri, Osteoglossiformes, Mormyridae.
CGACUGACUUCAACCUCUUCCGGUCGACUGCUGUACAUUUACCAAAAGCAUGGCCGCUAUCGGCGUACACUUUGGUUACACAUGUGCCUGUGUGGCAAUAUUUAAGGACGGAAGGGCGGAUGUAGUCGCAAAUGAUGCCGGCGAUCGAGUCACUCCUGUAGUUGUUGCCUUUCGGGACACUGAACAGAUUGUCGGAAUAGCCGCGAAGCAAGGCAGAAUAAGGAAUGCCGCCAACACCGUCGUCAAAGUUAAGCAAAUUUUGGGAAGAAGUUUUGAUGACCCAGAAGCACAGGCGCACAAAGCCGACAGCAAAUGCCCGGUUGUCAACAAAGGUGACAAGCCAAUGUAUGAAAUAGAUGUUGGAGAGGCCACCAAAUUUGUGUCACCUGAAGAAGUGGCAAAGUUAGUCUUCCACAAAAUGAAAGAAACGGCCCAGUCUGCUUUGGGGUCUGAUGUCAGUGAUGCUGUCAUCACUGUGCCUUUUGAGUUUGGAGAGAUGCAAAAGAAUGCCCUCCGGCUGGCUGCAGAAGAUGCCGGAUUCAAUGUUCUCAGGCUGAUUCAUGAGCCUUCUGCAGCCUUGCUGGCUUAUGGCAUCGGCCAAGACUCGCCCACUGGAAAGAGCCACGUGAUGGUGUACAAACUGGGAGGGACGUCCCUGACGGUGACGGUGAUGGAGGUGAACAGCGGGCUGUACAGAGUCCUGGCCACCCACACUGACCAUAGCACUGGUGGGGAAAGCUUCACUCGAACCCUGGCCCAGUAUCUCGCUGCAGAAUUUAAAAAGACCUUCAAGCAGGACGUGACGGGAAACCCCAGAGCCAUGAUGAAGCUGAUGAACAGCGCCGACGUGGCAAAACACACCCUCUCCACGCUGGGCAGCUCCAACUGCUUUGUGGACUCGCUGUACGAUGGCAUGGAUUUCGAAUGCAAUGUGUCCAGGGCCAGGUUCGAGCUCCUGUGUUCCUCCCUUUUUAAUAAGAGCAUCUUGCCCAUCAAAACCCUUUUGGAGCAAGUGGGUCUUUCCACAAGUGACAUCAACAAGGUGGUGCUGUGUGGGGGGUCUGCUCGCAUCCCCAAACUCCAGCAGAUGAUCCGGGACAUCUUCCCUGACGUGGAGCUCCUCAACUCCAUCCCCACGGACGAGGUGAUCCCUGUGGGUGCAGCCAUUGAGGCGGGCAUCUUGGUGGGCAGGGACACGUCCUCCCUGGAUGAGGACUCCAUCACGGUGGACUGCUGUGCCAAGGACAUCCUGGUCAAGGAGGCGGAUGAGUUUGGUGCAGAUGUGUACACGGUGGUGUUCCCCUCGGGCACGCCCCUCCCUGCCCGCCGACAGCACACCCUGCAGGGCCCAGGAAGCCUGUCUUCCAUCUGCCUGGAGCUGUACCAAUCGAAUGGCCAGAACUGCACCCCCCAGGAGAAAGUGGCAGAUAUUGUCCUCGGGAACCUAGAGCCGAAAGACGACCCCUGGGACAUUGUUACGGUCGUUACCAUGAAAAGGGACGGGUCCUUGCACGUGACUUGCACAGAGCAGGAGAGCGGCAGAUCCGAAGCGGUCACCAUCGCGGUUGCUUCUUGAGAGUGGUCCUCCUGUGUCCUCUGUGCAGGUGGUGGAUACGACCAUCACCAUCAUUUUCAGCUGUCAGGCCGACCCAGCAAACAUUGUUUGGCCUCAUCUGGGCAUCGUGACAGGGAACUCCUACUGUAUUUAAUAAAUAUUCCCAUUUUUCAGUAA